Messenger RNA from Lycium ferocissimum, 1539 nucleotides. RefSeq names its product polycomb group protein FIE1. The transcript is spliced from 13 exons. Gene Ontology annotation, molecular function: protein binding; nucleosome binding. Gene Ontology annotation, cellular component: ESC/E(Z) complex. Gene Ontology annotation, biological process: negative regulation of transcription by RNA polymerase II. NCBI's taxonomy places the organism in Eukaryota, Viridiplantae, Streptophyta, Magnoliopsida, Solanales, Solanaceae. The record is from RefSeq and is a predicted model, not a curated record. The coding region runs from base 224 to 1369 and encodes 381 amino acids.
ACAAAAAUGAUUACUGAAUGAUUCUUUUUCAUUAAAAUUAUAAAUUUAUUAGAUUGCCUUACAAAAAUUAUUACUAAACCAAGCAUAGAAUCUAAAUAUUAAAAAUUUGGCCAAAAAGGAAAAUAGAGGGAGAGGUAGAGGGUUAUAAAAUGAGUGAGAAAAACGUCCUCUUUCCAGUUUCUCUGUCCUCUCUAACCUGCGGCGCCAGAGUAAGCAGACAGCAAUGUCGAAAAUACCUAUAGGGUGUGAGCCAAUGGUGGGAUCGCUAACGCCGACCAACAAAAAAAAAUACAGAAUGACGUACAAAAUCGAAGAACGCAACAAGCAGAAGAACAACAACAAAAAAGAAGACAAGCGCCCAUUGUACGCCAUUGUCUUCAAUUUCAUCGACUCUUGCUACUUCAAUCUCUUUGCUGCUGUCGGCGGGAAUCGAGUUACUGUAUACCGAUGUCUCGAAGGUGGUGUUAUUGCUGUGCUGCAGUCUUAUAUUGAUGAAGAUAAAGAUGAAUCCUUUUACACUGUAAGCUGGGCUUGCAAUAUUGACGGGAAUCCAUUGAUAGUGGCUGGAGGAAUAAAUGGAAUUCUCCGUGUUAUUGAUGCUGGCAAUGAGAAGAUACACAAGAGCUUUGUUGGGCAUGGAGACUCAAUAAACGAAAUUAGGACUCAAGCCCUGAAACCAUCUCUUGUAGUAUCAGCCAGCAAAGAUGAAUCGGUUCGCUUGUGGAAUGUUCAUACUGGAAUAUGCAUUUUGGUAUUUGCUGGUGCUGGGGGGCACCGAAAUGAAGUACUCAGUGUGGACUUCCAUCCUUCUGAUAUAUAUCGCAUUGCUAGCUGUGGAAUGGAUAACACUGUUAAGAUCUGGUCAAUGAAAGAAUUCUGGACAUAUGUUGAGAAAUCGUUUACUUGGACGGAUCUUCCUUCCAAGUUCCCCACAAAAUAUGUCCAGUUUCCAAUAUUCAUAGCUUCUGUCCAUAACAACUACGUUGACUGUAACAGAUGGCUUGGUGAUUUUAUCUUGUCCAAGAGUGUUGACAAUGAAAUUGUACUAUGGGAACCAAAGAUGAAAGAACAGUCUCCUGGAGAGGGCACCGUUGACAUCCUCCAAAAGUAUCCUGUCCCAGAGUGCGAUAUAUGGUUUAUCAAGUUUUCAUGUGAUUUUCACUACAAAGCAGCAGCUAUAGGAAAUAGAGAAGGGAAGAUCUUUGUCUGGGACCUACAGAGCAGCCCACCAACUCUGAUUGCAAGGUUAUCUCAUGUUCAAUCUAAAUUACCAAUUAGACAGACUGCCAUGUCUUUCGAUGGAAGCACCAUACUUAGCUGCUGUGAAGAUGGGACUAUAUGGCGCUGGGAUGUGGUAGCAACAUCUUGAGUUUGAAUAGAACAUCUGUCUCCUGCUGUGCCAGUGAAUUAACUUGUAUUAUUAGUGCUGGACAUAAUGCUGUAAUUAUAGCUUUUGGUAGUGGCCAAAACUCAGUGUGUCCUUGAGUAGGUUUAGAUUGUUGCUAAGUUGUUGAUACUGAUCUUUCUUUGUUGUCUGAA